Temnothorax curvispinosus is the source of this 248-nucleotide messenger RNA. RefSeq names its product zinc finger CCHC domain-containing protein 13-like. Lineage: Eukaryota; Metazoa; Arthropoda; Insecta; Hymenoptera; Formicidae. Bases 22 to 195 code for a protein of 57 amino acids. The record is from RefSeq and is a predicted model, not a curated record. The transcript has 2 exons. Gene Ontology annotation, molecular function: nucleic acid binding; zinc ion binding.
AGGGCUGCUGCAGAAGAGAACAUGAAACAAGUGAAAUGCUACAGAUGCAACCGAAUGGGUCAUAUGGCAAAGGACUGUCCACUAAUAGAAUUUGGUGCCUGGUUUUGUUACUACUGCCAGGAAGUACGAGGUCACAAGGGUGAUAAUUGUCCGAGUGCCGAAGCCCAGGCGAACAGAGCUAGAGGAAAAAGAUAAAGAGGAAACUUAGAGAGGAUCCGUGGAUCGCUCGCCCAAAGGGAGGGAGUGUU